Molecule: messenger RNA, 2547 nt
Organism: Salvelinus sp. IW2-2015
Lineage: Eukaryota; Metazoa; Chordata; Actinopteri; Salmoniformes; Salmonidae
Gene: syt6b
Product: synaptotagmin VIb
Biological process (GO): regulation of calcium ion-dependent exocytosis; calcium-ion regulated exocytosis; cellular response to calcium ion
Cellular component (GO): exocytic vesicle; plasma membrane
Molecular function (GO): SNARE binding; calcium-dependent phospholipid binding; clathrin binding
Source: RefSeq, a predicted model, not a curated record
UCCAGGAGCCUGAGAGGCAAAGAGAGAGCAAGAAUAAGAGGAGAGCGGGAAGUUGCAUCUAUUUUUCAUGCAGCACCAUCACCAUCACCAUCACUCUUCUGCCUUAGCUUUUCCCCCACUUUACUUCUCAAGUCCUGGAUGAGAGCUAAAGACUGUGUGGGACUCAGGCUCACAGAGGAGAAUGAGUUCUGCGGAGGAGAGAGAGGACCAUGAUAUGUACUGUGAGAAGGCGGUGGCCCUCAUCAUUGACCUCUGUCUGGACGACAGCCCACUGUUGCAGCCCAACACCUGCCAGGACUUCAUCACACUGCUAGCCACCAACCAGAGCCCAAACUCUGCAGGGUCAGAUCUCUCCUUCAGCCUCCUGCUCCUGGUGUUUGUGGCCUGUGGCCUGGGCCUGCUGAGCGUCAUCGUCUUUGCCUCCUGGAAGCUGUGCAGGGUGCACUGGCGCACCAAGGACCUCUCCUCCAGUGCCACUGCCCUCGCCCCCCCCUCCUCUGCCUCUGACAGACCCUACGACAGAGCCUUGCCCGCACACGGCCACAGGCCUACGCUCGUACACGCACACACGCACACACACGCCAUGGCGUCGGACAAGCUGAAUCCUUUGGACCCGGCGAGUUUUCUAGAGGCGGCGGUGAAGAUCAGCCACACAUCGCCUGACAUCCCUGCCGAGGUGCAGCUGUCCAUGAAGGACCACUUCCUGCGCCGCACGCGUAUGUCCAGGCAGACCACCGAGCCCAACUCCUCCAAUAGGCACAGCUCCUUCAAGAAGCACCUCCCCCGACAAAUGCACCAUGUCACCAGCCUUGACCGAGGCAGCGACUUCCCCUAUGCAGAGGACCAAUCCACCAGCCUGGCCAGUUUGGGCCGCAUCCAGCCAGAGCUCUACAAACAGAGCCCACUGGAGGCCGACGAGUCCUCCAAGAACUGCGCCGCCGCCAAGACCUGUGGUAAGAUCAACUUCUCCCUCAAAUACGACUACGAGUCCGAGGCUCUCCUCGUCAACAUCCUCAAGGCCUUCGACCUGCCCGCCAAGGACUUAUGUGGCAGCUCCGACCCCUACGUCAAAAUCUAUCUCCUGCCUGACCGCAAGCGCAAGUUCCAGACCCGCGUCCAUCGCAAGACACUCAACCCCAUGUUUGAUGAGUCCUUCCAGUUCACCGUGCCCUACGAGGAGCUGGGCAGCAGGAAGCUGCACCUAAGCGUAUUUGACUUUGACCGCUUCUCCCGCCACGACAUGAUCGGCGAGGUCAUUCUGGAGAAUCUGUUUGAGGUGUCGGACCUCUCCCGUGAGAUGCCCAUCUGGAAGGAUAUUCAGUACGCCACCUCUGAGAGUGUAGACCUGGGGGAGAUCAUGUUCUCUCUCUGUUACCUGCCGACCGCAGGCCGACUCACCAUGACCGUCAUCAAGUGCAGGAACCUCAAGGCCAUGGACAUCACCGGAUACUCAGACCCAUAUGUCAAGGUCUCCCUGGAGUGUGACGGACGGCGCUUGAAAAAGAAGAAAACCACCAUCAAGAGGAACACUUUGAACCCCACCUAUAACGAAGCUAUCAUCUUUGACAUCCCCCCUGAGAACAUGGACCAAGUCAGCCUGCACAUAUCCGUCAUGGACUAUGACUUGGUGGGACACAAUGAGAUCAUAGGUGUAAACAGAGUGGGCAGUCAUGCAGAGGGACUGGGCAGAGACCACUGGAACGAGAUGUUGGCCUAUCCACGCAAGCCCAUCGCUCACUGGCACUCUCUACUGGAGGCAAGCAAGUCUCAGAAAGAGUGGAAAACCCGCACUGCAAGCUUUGACAGCCAAGGCUCUUGCCCUUCUCCAAGACUCCUGUCUAGUCCAUGAGGGAGGAGCUAGAGUUUAUACUCCACGACUCUACAAAGCCUGCCCUGUAGCAAGGCCUGAAGUAUGGAGUGUCCCAGACCCAGACCCACAUAUGGUGUGCCUCAGAAUAAGUAAAGUGCAGUAAAUUGCUCUGGAAUGACAUUAUCUCGCCAUCACACACCCACACACAUACACAAACACAUUUCUCUUGUGCCCUCUUGGACAGCCACUUUGUCAUGGUACGUAUAGCCUAGUGUAUACUGGGUCUGGUGGGAUCAUUGUUAUUGCAACAAUAGUUUUGCAGUUGAGCUCAGCCUGGUUUGGUUAUACACCUGAGGUUAACAUAUUUGUAUAUGUAUUUAUGUAAUGCCCUUUGAUACUGACAUCAAUAAUAGCACUGUAUUUAGAAUCACAUAUUUAUGAUAUUAUCAACAUGACUAUCCCCCUGGAUUUACUUUUCUGUUUCAAUUGUUACCUGUGAAGUGUUUGCCAAUAGUCUCUUGUUCAGGCAAUGUCAUGUACUUUGUUGAGGGAGUUGGCUUGACCUUUGACCCCUUUGCCUCAUUAGCCUUGUGAUAAGUGCUUGAAACAAUGACUCUCCUCUGUUUUUUCCAAGCAAUUUAGAGUAUCUUUCCACUUUUGUAUUGAACAUGUGUAUUUGUAACAUAACUGUUUCCAGGCGUCCCUUGUAUUUUAAAGAAGUGAUAAUAAAGUUGUCG